AUGCCACAAGAUUACGACUCGAAAAUUAGCUUGCAUUUGGAUAUUAAUCAUGGUUUGGACAGAGUGACAGAAUUGGUACAAACUCGUCUGGUGGAAUGCGGCUGGAGGGAUCAGGUCCGAUUGGCCUGCAGAAAAGCCAUAGUGGAAAAUGGAAAUGAUCAACACGUUCCAACAGUGGACGAACUAAUAAGUACAGUAACACCCAAAGCAAGGGCACUGGUGCCAGAUGCGGUAAAAAAAGAGUUAUUACAUGAAUUGGAGUUAAUUUUAGUGAACGUGGACAAAAGUGGAUACAGUAAGAGCUUUUAA
Messenger RNA from Brassicogethes aeneus, 309 nucleotides. Lineage: Eukaryota; Metazoa; Arthropoda; Insecta; Coleoptera; Nitidulidae. The record is from the annotation of a GenBank genome assembly.